Molecule: messenger RNA, 1416 nt
Organism: Anastrepha ludens (Mexican fruit fly)
Lineage: Eukaryota; Metazoa; Arthropoda; Insecta; Diptera; Tephritidae
Gene: RpL3
Product: 60S ribosomal protein L3
Exons: 6
Coding region: 97-1341 (414 amino acids)
Biological process (GO): ribosomal large subunit assembly; translation
Cellular component (GO): cytosolic large ribosomal subunit; ribosome
Molecular function (GO): structural constituent of ribosome; RNA binding
Source: RefSeq, a predicted model, not a curated record
UAAACCGCAGCUUACUUCUAUGAGUUCCCGUUUGCUAACUUUCUUUCCUUCAUCGUCGCUUGAUGAGAACAGAGCAGUCUGAAAACUUUCUGAAAAAUGUCUCAUCGUAAAUUCUCCGCGCCACGCCAUGGCUCUAUGGCAUUUUACCCCAAGAAGAGGUCUUGCCGUCACCGCGGUAAAGUUAAGGCCUUCCCCAAGGAUGACCCAAGCAAGCCAGUACAUUUAACCUGCUUCAUUGGCUACAAAGCUGGUAUGACUCACAUUGUACGAGAAGCCGAUCGUCCUGGAUCCAAGAUCAAUAAGAAGGAGGUUGUUGAAGCCGUAACCGUUUUGGAAACUCCACCAAUGAUUGUUGUUGGUGCUGUAGGUUACAUUGAAACUCCCUAUGGUCUUCGGGCUCUUGUAAAUGUAUGGGCUCAGCAUUUGUCAGAAGAGUGCCGUCGUCGCUUCUACAAGAACUGGUACAAAUCCAAGAAGAAGGCUUUCACCAAGGCCAGCAAGAAAUGGGAAGUUGACUUGGGCAAGAAGAGUAUUGAAAAUGACUUCCGCAAAAUGCUCCGUUACUGCAAAGUCAUCCGUGUUAUUGCACACUCGCAGAUUCGCUUAAUUAAGCAACGCCAAAAGAAGGCACACAUCAUGGAAAUCCAAUUGAACGGUGGCUCCAUUGAAGAUAAAGUUAAAUGGGUGCGUGAAAACUUGGAAAAACCCGUACAGGUCAGCAAUGUCUUUGGACAGGAUGAGAUGAUUGAUUGUGUUGGUGUUACCAAGGGUAAAGGUUUCAAGGGUGUCACUGCUCGUUGGCACACAAAGAAAUUACCACGCAAGACGCACAAAGGUCUUCGUAAGGUUGCCUGUAUUGGAGCUUGGCAUCCAUCUCGUGUGUCCUUCACCGUUGCACGUGCCGGUCAGAAGGGCUACCACCACCGUACCGAGAUCAACAAGAAAAUCUACCGCAUCGGUGCCGGUAUCCACACCAAGGAUGGAAAGGUUAUCAAGAACAACGCCUCCACUGAGUACGAUUUAACCGAUAAGAGCAUCACCCCAAUGGGUGGUUUCCCCCAUUAUGGUGAAGUCACCAAUGAUUUCGUCAUGUUGAAGGGUUGCUGCAUUGGCUCCAAGAAGCGCGUGCUUACAUUGCGCAAGUCGCUAUUGAAGCAUACUAAGCGUUCUGCUUUGGAACAAAUCAAACUCAAGUUCAUCGACACAUCGUCAAAGAUGGGUCAUGGUCGUUUCCAGACCCCAGCCGACAAGUUGGCAUUCAUGGGCCCACUCAAGAAGGACCGUCUCAAGGAGGAGGCUGCCGCCGCUGCUGGUGCUGCCACCACUUCGGCCAGUGCUUAAAAAAGCUGUUGAUUGUAUUAUCCACGUCUACAAUACCACAUUGAUUGUGGUACAAAUAAAAAGUUUUAGUAAAAA